Molecule: messenger RNA, 2127 nt
Organism: Tupaia belangeri chinensis (Chinese tree shrew)
Lineage: Eukaryota; Metazoa; Chordata; Mammalia; Scandentia; Tupaiidae
Gene: CSAD
Product: cysteine sulfinic acid decarboxylase
Exons: 15
Coding region: 171-1652 (493 amino acids)
Biological process (GO): taurine biosynthetic process; carboxylic acid metabolic process
Cellular component (GO): cytoplasm
Molecular function (GO): pyridoxal phosphate binding; sulfinoalanine decarboxylase activity
Source: RefSeq, a predicted model, not a curated record
GAGGUGGAGGGCAGGCAGUCGAAGCCAGGCGCGUCGCGUUCCCUUCCUCCCUGCAGCCAGCCACCCUGCCAGCCAGCCAGUGAGCUAGCCGCGGCGUCCGCCACAGCAGCCGGGUGGAGAGAGCCAGAGAGCCCCAGAGAGCGCUGGGCAGCGCGCGAGACUUUAUCCUGAUGGCUGACUCAAAAGCUCUCCCCGCCCUGGACGAGGACCCCGUGGCUGUGGAAGCCCUGCUCCGGGAUGUGUUUGGAAUCGUUGUGGAGGAGGCCAUUCGCAAAGGAACCAAUGCCUCUGAGAAGGUCUGCGAGUGGAAGGAGCCAGAGGAGCUGAAGCAGCUGCUGGAUUUGGAGCUGCGGCGCUGCGGGGAGUCGCGGGAGCAGAUCCUGGAGCGGUGCCGUGCUGUGAUCCGCUACAGUGUCAAGACUGGUCACCCUCGCUUCUUCAACCAGCUCUUCUCGGGCAUGGAUCCUCAUGCUCUGGCCGGGCGCAUUAUCACAGAGAGCCUCAACACCAGCCCGUACACGUAUGAAAUCGCCCCUGUGUUUGUGCUCAUGGAAGAGGAAGUGCUGAAACAGCUGCGGGCCCUGGUGGGCUGGGACUCUGGGGACGGGGUCUUCUGCCCUGGUGGCUCCAUCUCCAACAUGUACGCUGUGAACCUGGCCCGCUAUCAGCGCUACCCCGACUGCAAGCAGAGGGGCCUCCGGGCACUGCCGCCCCUGGCCCUCUUCUCAUCAGAGGAGUGUCACUACUCCAUCAAGAAGGGAGCUGCUUUUCUGGGACUUGGCACCGACAGUGUCCGAGUGGUCAAGGCUGAUGAGAGCGGGAGAAUGAUUCCCGAGGAUCUGGAGAGACAGAUCAGUCUGGCUGAGGCUGAGGGUGCUGUGCCGUUCCUGGUCAGCGCCACCUCUGGCACCACCGUUCUGGGGGCCUUUGACCCCCUGGAUGCAAUUGCCAACGUGUGCCAGCGUCAUGGGCUGUGGCUGCAUGUGGAUGCUGCCUGGGGUGGGAGCGUCCUGCUGUCACGGACACACAGGCAUCUCCUGGAUGGGAUCCAGAGGGUCGACUCGGUGGCCUGGAACCCCCAUAAGCUCCUGACAGCAGGCCUGCAGUGCUCCGCCCUUCUCCUCCGGGACACCACGAACCUGCUCAAGCGCUGCCAUGGGUCCCAGGCCAGCUACCUUUUCCAGCAGGACAAGUUCUACGAUGUAGCUCUAGACACGGGAGACAAGGUGGUGCAGUGUGGCCGCCGCGUGGACUGCCUGAAGCUGUGGCUCAUGUGGAAGGCUCAGGGCGGGCAAGGGCUGGAACGGCGUGUGGAUCGGGCCUUUGCCCUUGCCCGGUACCUGGUGGAAGAAAUAAAGAAGCGGGAAGGCUUUGAGUUGGUCAUGGAGCCCGAAUUUGUCAACGUGUGUUUCUGGUUCGUGCCCCCCAGCCUGCGGGGAAAGCAGGAGAGUCCUGAUUACAUGGAAAGGCUGUCUAAGGUGGCCCCUGUGCUCAAGGAACGCAUGGUGAAGGAGGGCUCCAUGAUGAUCGGCUACCAGCCCCGUGGGGGCCAGGGCAACUUCUUCCGCAUGGUCGUGGCCAACCCUGCCCAGACCCGGGCUGACAUGGACUUCCUCCUCAGUGAGCUGGAGCGCCUGGGCCAGGACCUGUGAGCCUCCUCCUGCCCACUGUGGCCCCGACACCGCCCCCACCCCACGGGAGCCCUCUGUCCUUCCCGUGUUCUCAAGGAAAGCCUUCUUAGGAAAUGGCGUGCCUUUUAGUUAGCUCUCCUAACUAAAUAUUGCUAUGGGAAGAAAUGUUGAAAAGAAGCUCUAAUAUAGCAAUAUGAUAGAAUGUUACUCAGCCAUUCAAAUUGUGUUUACACGGAGAAUUUGUGUUGCUAUGAGAACUUGAAUAUGUUACUUUGGAAAAGCUGGAUGUAAGACUUGAUAUAUAUGGUUAUCUGUGCUGUGUUCAAAAGUACAUAGGAAAAUAUUCAUGAAAUAUGCCAGGGUUAAGCUCUCUGUGGGCUAGUAGGCAGUUUUAAAUCAACUCCUUUGUACCUUUUGUGCUUGCCUUCUCUAAUUAUGUAAUGAAUAUGCAUUACUUUUGUAAUAGGAAAAUAAUAAAACUUAAAUUUCAACUAUA